Messenger RNA from Monosiga brevicollis MX1, 1101 nucleotides. RefSeq lists its product as uncharacterized. Gene Ontology annotation, cellular component: cytoplasm. Gene Ontology annotation, biological process: transsulfuration. Lineage: Eukaryota; Choanoflagellata; Craspedida; Salpingoecidae. The transcript has 2 exons. The record is from RefSeq and is a predicted model, not a curated record. Gene Ontology annotation, molecular function: carbon-sulfur lyase activity; pyridoxal phosphate binding. The annotation marks the transcript as partial.
AUGACUGCCGCUGCCGCCGCCGCUGAUCUGAUGGGAGAGGAAGAUGGUUACGCUGCGGCUGCUUCCCCCCUGUAUCAGACGGCUACCUUUGUCAACCUCAACCAUGCAGAUGCUCUCUAUGACUACACCCGCUCUGGCAACCCGACUCGGCACCUGGUGGAGCAAGCCGUUGCACAGCUGGAGGGCGCAGACCGCGCCUUUGCCUUCACUUCUGGCAUGGCUGCCCUCACGGCCGUCCUCCGUACCGUAAGCCAACCGGGCAGCCACGUCAUUGCCAGCGCAGACCUCUAUGGAGGCACCCACCGGCUCCUUCGACACGCCGCUCGACAUGCUGGACUGACCGUGGACUUUGUCGACCUGACUCAGAUCGAUGCCGUGGCCAGUGCUUUUCGCCCCGACACCACAGCCGUCUUUGCCGAGUCCCCGACAAACCCGCUCAUGCAAGUCGUUGACCUGCAAGCCCUGGCUGACCUGUGCCGGGCUCGCAACGUGCGCCUCUGCGUUGACAAUUCCUUGCUGAGCCCCGUCCUGAUGCAGCCGCACAACUUGGGUGCAGACCUGGUCGUCAAUUCAGCCACCAAGUUUCUCAAUGGCCACUCCGACACCAUGGCGGGUUUUGUGUCCGCGCGAGACCCAGCCCUCUGUGAGCGCCUUGCAUUCGUCCAGAACGCUGAGGGAGCGGGCCUGGCACCCUUUGAUGCCUGGCUCGUCCAGCGAGGUCUCAAGACGCUCUUCCAGCGCCAGCAGCUGGCCCAAGCCAAUGCCACGGUUUUGGCCCGUUUCCUUCGUGGCCACCCUCUUGUCGAGCAGGUUCAUUACUUGGACCGUGCUGACGUGCACCACUCCCCGCAAGCGCAGACUCAUUUUAACCAAGCCAGCGGUGGUGGUGCCGUGCUAAGCUUUCUGCCUCGUGGGCCUGACGCGACAGCCAUUGCCCGGCGACUCCUUGACGCCGUCCGCCUCUUCAAGAUCUCAGUCAGCUUUGGAUCUGUCCACUCACAACUGGAGAUGCCAGCCCUCCAUUCACAUGCCUCCAUCCCCGAGGAGGAACGGCACCUCCCCGCCGCCCUCUUGCGCGUCAGCGUGGGAACCGAAGACGUG